Messenger RNA from Psilocybe cubensis, 1527 nucleotides. RefSeq lists its product as uncharacterized. NCBI's taxonomy places the organism in Eukaryota, Fungi, Basidiomycota, Agaricomycetes, Agaricales, Agrocybaceae. Bases 1 to 1527 code for a protein of 508 amino acids. The record is from RefSeq and is a predicted model, not a curated record. The transcript is spliced from 2 exons.
AUGCCGCUUCUAGGAGAAGCCCCAAUAACGCUUUACAUGGAAAAGAAACCGAAAGCGAAUGGUGACUCUGGCAACAUCAGCAGCAAACCGCCUCUAAAGAAGCGAAAAAUUGAAACAUCGGGACAUAAUAAAGAUAUGAUGCGCGAGCACAAGACUUCUGUUUCUCGAACAAAACCAACCAUCCUUACUUUCUUUGGCUCAUCGAAAGCAGCUAGUGACGACGAUACCGCGUCAGGCUCACAGACGCCAGGCCAUAUAACUCCUAAGAUAUUACGAAAGCGAACGAAGGGGGUUGAGAGCAGCCACAUACAGCUCCGAACUCCUCCACUGACAAACGAGGGAUCUUCACAGCAAUAUAGGUUGACUUCUCUUCCCUCGGAUAGGCCGGAAUUAUCAUGUAUCAAUGGCUCUAAGAAAUCAACAAGAAGCCGUUCUACACUCUAUUCUUCACCAACCACUAUGCCACGUCAAACUUUGGAUCCUUGCAGUCGAAACUUCCUAUAUACUCAAGAAACCGAGUGCAAACGAACAAUCGACCAGUCUACAUUCUCCCUUUCUAUUCUAGACCCAUUAAACGAGGAAGUGCCCUCAUCCCAAACACAACCAUUGGCAAUAAAAAUCGCCAACUCUCCCUCCAAGGAAAACCCUGCACCACAAGAAAGAGAGGAGCAUUCAUUUACCCCAGCAGACGAUGUUGAUUUUCUAGUCGAAUCUUCUCAAAGUCAACCCCCCCUUUCUGUCUCAGAAGAACGCGGAGAAAAUCUAGUUGACACAUCAAAGGAUGGCCAUGGUCAUGCAAAAGAUUCUGCUUCUUAUGAAUGCAUACCUAGCUCUCAGAGUCAAGAAAUAGAACUCAGUAUACCGGACAUGACAUGCAAUCAGAAUGACUUUACAUUGGAACGUACGAAGCCCUUGUCUCAUGCACUUUUUCUAAAAAAGUCUGCAGGCAGGAUUAACAGGUCCCUUUCGGAUGAAUUAUUCCCAGUCCCGAUACAAUACGGAGUGCUUGACCAAAAUUUUAAGUCCGAAAACUCGUCACUUUGUAUUGAGCAGGAGAGCCAUACGCUACAAUUUCGCCAGGGAGGUGCGGAAGUUUCUGGUACAGAAUCAGACUCUCAAUAUGAAGCAUUCGUGAAACAACUUCGAGAUAGGUCGAAAUCUACUAGGGAAUACGUCAAUAAAACCAUCACGGAAUCAAGCUCUCAAUGUGAAGAGCCUGUUCGACAUCAUCUUUCCUUCAUUCCUAAGCUAUAUACGACAUCAUCAGUUAAAUGCGACCAUCCCUCACACGACAGUCAGAUUCUCUGCCCUAUCAAGCACAAACCAAUACCUCUAUCUCAAGACUCUGGAUAUGAAGCAUCCCAAGGGGAAGAUUUCAAUGACGGGUACCGUCUUGCGGAUUCCGUAACGCAACCAGUCGAUGCGAGUCAAGAAAACUCGCUCCAAUCAUCGCCAGUUGAUCUUCUGGCAUUCUUUGGAAACACUCAGGACAGUUAUCCCCCGGAUUUUCCAAUGUCCCUACGAUAA